Molecule: messenger RNA, 1488 nt
Organism: Chlorella variabilis
Lineage: Eukaryota; Viridiplantae; Chlorophyta; Trebouxiophyceae; Chlorellales; Chlorellaceae
Exons: 10
Cellular component (GO): chloroplast; cytoplasm
Molecular function (GO): ATP binding; ATP hydrolysis activity
Source: RefSeq, a predicted model, not a curated record
CAGGCGCAGGCGCUGAAGGAGCUAGUGGUGAUACCCUUGCAAGCUCCGCACCUGUUUGCAAGUUACAACAUCAUGCCGCCCCGUGGGGUUUUGCUGUACGGGCCGCCAGGCACAGGGAAGACGGUGCUGGCAUGCGCCACUGCCUCGCUGGCGGGCGCCUGCUUCCUGGUUAUCAACGGGCCAGAGGUGGUGUCUGAAUACUUUGGCGAGUCGGAGGCCGGGCUGAGGGGCAUCUUUGCCGCCGCCGCUGCCCUGGCACCUACGGUGAUUUUCAUUGACGAACUGGAUGCGCUUGCCCCAUCCCGCGGCGGCGGGCCGGGCGGCAGCAGAGCAACCAGCAGCGGCGGCAGCUCGGCACGUGUGGUGGCCACGCUGCUGAUUGAGAUGGACAGGCUGGGAGGUGCGCCUGCGCCGGUCGUGGUGGUGGCUGCCACCAACCGCCCAGACUCGCUGGACGAGGCGCUGCGCCGGCCGGGCAGGUUUGACCGGGAGGUGGAGGUGGGGGUGCCAGCUCCGCCCGAGCGGCGCGACAUCCUGGAGAAGCAGCUGCGCGGCAUGGCGCACAAUCUGGUGCCUGCCCAGCUGGCGGAUGCCGCCCAUGGCUUUGUUGCCGCUGACCUGGCAGCGCUGUGCAACGAGGCAGCACUGACUGCCCUGCGCCGCAUAGUGAAGGCGCCAGAGGGCAGCACCGGCGGCAGCCCCCGCAUCACGAUUGCAGACUUCAGGACAGCCGAGACACGCACACGGCCCAGCGCCAUGCGGGAGUUGGCCUUUGAGAUCCCCAAGGUAUCGUGGGACGACAUUGGUGGGCUGGAGGAGGUGAAGCAGCACCUGAAGGAAGCCGUGGAGCUGCCCUUCCAGAACCCAGCGGCCCUUGAGCGGCUGGGCGUCAUCCCUCCCAGAGGCAUCCUGCUGCAUGGCCCGCCGGGCUGCAGCAAGACGCUGUUGGCCAGGGCGGUGGCCUCCCAGGCCAAGCUCAACUUCAUCUCGGUCAAGGGGCCGGAGCUGUUCAGCAAGUAUGUUGGCGAGAGCGAAAAGGCCCUGGCGGCCCUGUUUGCCAAGGCAAGCACUUCCAGCCCUGCUAUCAUCUUCUUUGACGAGAUCGACGGAAUGGUGACGGCACGCGACAGCAGCGGCGACCAGAGCCUGGGUGUGGGCGAGCGCAUGCUGAGCCAACUGCUCCAGGAGAUGGAUGGCUUGCAGGCGAGGUCCAGAACCGGCGUAAUUGUUAUUGGUGCCACCAACCGGCCGGAUUGCUUGGAUCCCGCAUUGCUGCGGCCAGGAAGGUUUGACAGGCUGGUGCAUGUGCCGCCCCCAGACUGCGCGGGGAGAGCAGCUAUCUUUGCCAUCCACACACGGCGCAUGCCACUGGCGCCGGAUGUGGACCUGGACAGCCUGGCGCAGCAGGCAGAGGGCUUCACCGGCGCAGCAAUAGCAGGGUGCUGUCGGGAGGCGGCGCUGGCUGCCCUGGAGGACGACAUGGAUGCC